ACCACCACCAUCACCACCACAUAAUAUCCAACACUACAAUGAUCAAUCUCGAAUCAAUUCCAGAAGAACUCAAAUCAGACAAGUCAAUCACGCCCUUCAUCGCGCGCGCACUAGAACUAGCCACCGUCAACCCCGUGGUGAGCUACUACUGCAAGUUCUACGUGUUGGACCACAUCCUCACCAACAAACUCCACACCAAGUCCAAAGACAUUGAAUCAUUCACCAUUGAAUUGCUCGACGACACCGAACAAAUCAAAAAAUCCACCGACGACGAAAACUUGCACAAGGUAUUGCAAGAUAAGAACUUGUCCAUCACUGUCGUGUUGACGUUUGCCUAUAAGCUCUUUAAUUCAUGUCUUGAAAGUUUGAAUGGAUUGACGAGAGCUAACAAAGCAGCUACUAUACAGAAGUUUAGAGCCACAUUGACAUUCUUGCAGGUGUUGUCUAUUUUCAAUUCUGAAGAGAUUGAAUGGAGUAAAUUGACCGGUGGCAAGGCUGACAGUUUUGCUGAAUUUGAUGGAUUAAACAAGGAGAAAAUUAAAGUUAUAAAGUAUCAUUUGUCGAGGUUGAUCAAGGAUGAGGUGGUUUACACUGAUGAACCUAAUGAUGAGGAAUUGGAACAGGAAUUGGAAGAUUUAACCAAGGGCGAAUUAGAUUUAGACGAACCAGAGGAAGCACAAGAAAAAGAACAAAUAGAUAAAUCAGAAGAACCCACUCCAGAGAAAGACGACCUUGUCAACCUUGACAACUUUGACGACGACAAAGAAAAAGACACCAAUGAAGUCAGUUUACCUGGAGUCCCUCACAUUCCCCCACAAGACAGUGACGAUGAUCAAGUCAAAUUACCCGGAGCACCCACAUAUUUACCUGAUGACGACAUCACCCACAUAAACAAAGAUUCUUCUAUUCACGUGUUUCCUCCAAGUCCGCCGGCGAAGCACGUACCAACCGUCAGGAAAGCAUCUGCUUCAUCUAUCCACACGAAUGUCAGUCAUGCACCAAUCACUAAAGAAACCAUCAAACAAAUCUUGAAUAGAGAUGAUACAAUUACCCAAGUGCAAAAACAUGCCAAGUUUUCCAUAUCGGCAUUACAAUUUGAAGACUUUGAUGAAGCUGAAAAGCAAUUGAAGCAAGGAUUGGAGUUGUUGCAAAUUUUAAAGAAACAGGAAGAACAUUCUUAGUAGCUAGAUAGUUUAUUGCCCAAUCGGGAUAUAAUACACAGAACGCAUGGGCUAUGCUGCAACAUUAUGUAGACACCUUUUUUUAAAAAAAAAGAUGUUUGCCGAAUUAUAAACUCAUACAUGUCUGUAACUUUCAUUAUCAACCAUGUUGUGGAGCAAUGUGAUUUUGUAACUCGCUAGAUUUCGUAUCUGAAGACCCUAUGGUAUUUGCAGAGUAAAGCUGGUUCAUGCUACCAGUUGGUCUGGUGAUGAUUAGCCAACAUGCAUACGAAAAUACGAUUUUUGGCAAGUAUUACGGAAAUUGACCGAGAUACAUGCGCAAUUUUGCAGAUACAUAUAAUUACACGUCCGCUAUACGCUAUUGGAUAUACAUGGAUCUAC
Messenger RNA from Spathaspora passalidarum NRRL Y-27907, 1562 nucleotides. RefSeq lists its product as uncharacterized. Lineage: Eukaryota; Fungi; Ascomycota; Pichiomycetes; Serinales; Debaryomycetaceae. Gene Ontology annotation, cellular component: multivesicular body. The transcript has a single exon. Bases 39 to 1181 code for a protein of 380 amino acids. Gene Ontology annotation, biological process: late endosome to vacuole transport via multivesicular body sorting pathway. The record is from RefSeq and is a predicted model, not a curated record.